Molecule: messenger RNA, 5625 nt
Organism: Polychytrium aggregatum
Lineage: Eukaryota; Fungi; Chytridiomycota; Chytridiomycetes; Polychytriales
Exons: 8
Coding region: 160-5625 (1821 amino acids)
Biological process (GO): fatty acid metabolic process
Molecular function (GO): phosphopantetheine binding; medium-chain fatty acid-CoA ligase activity
Source: RefSeq, a predicted model, not a curated record
CCGAUCGGCUCGCCUUCCCACCAACGCUGCUCGUCUUUCCCUCCACGCCUCUCCCUCUCGAGUGUCGUCCAGUGCCGCUCGGACUCUGCCGGUACCGGAUAUCUCUCUUGCCGAUCCCGCUCUGAUCGUGCCCCGCAAAGCACCUCUCUCAUCCCCCGGAUGUCUCGAGGUCGUUCAGACCCAAGAAUGGCGUCCUCGAACCCAACGCCGCGUGCCGGAAGCCGGCCAUCUCAACCCCGCAUCACCCUGAACGAUGUCGUCAUCGAAAAUCCCGCCGACACCGAUCGCUGGUCUGCGUCCCUCGAAAACGAGAUGGACCAAAUCUCCACCCGCCAUAUCCCGCCUCCCCUCAAGCCCCAGCCCUCGGGCAACAAACGGCGGUCCAUCUUCGGUCCCGACAAUGGCGGCCGGCGCCAAUCCAUGUUUGGCCAGGACUACGGCAACAGGCGACAGUCCAUCUUCGGCCAGGACUACGGCAGCAAGCGGCAGUCCAUCUUUGCUCAAGACUUUGGCAACAAGCGGCAGUCCGUCUUCCAGCCGGGCUCGCGCAGGAGCAGGCGCAUCUCCACCUUCAAUCCGCGCGAACUGCCGCCCUUCCUGGACGAAAAUGCCUGUCUCGGCAUCAAGGUCCAGAGCACUUUGCACGACGUCCGCAGCAUGCUGGACCUACUGCUGGACCUGCCGAAGCCUGUGAUUGUCUCGACCGACUCGGAACGCGAGUCGCUGAGCCACUCGGUCCUGCGAAGCUUUGUCGAGUUUGUGGACUUCUCGUCCUUUGGCUGGUCGCCCAAUACCCGGGUUGGCAUUGUUCUGCCUGAUGGGCCCGAGCUCGGUGUUUGCCUGGUCACGGUCAUGGCCUACUGCACCUCGGUCCCGAUCAACUACCACAUGACGGAUGACGAAAUCUGCACCGAGCUCUCCCGCCUCGGUGCCAAAUCAGUCAUCAUGCCCGAGACCCGAGUUAACACUGGCUUUGUCAACUCGCUCGAGUGGCAUGGCAUCAACGUCGUCGUCCUGACGCCCAACAGCAAAACGUGUGGCCUCUUUGAUCUCCAAGCCUAUGGAUCCGAUGGCGCAUCGCAGGGCGGCUCUCUCGCAACCUCAAAUGCAAACAAGCGCAAGUCUGCUCUCCGUGCCUCGAGCCGUGUGUCCAUGUCCUGGCACCGCCGCCAGGCCCUCAACCAAAUGGGCGACUACGGCAUGGUCCUCGCCACCUCCGGAACCAGCGGCAACAAAAAGACCGUCCCAUAUACGCUCGAGACCCUCAUCAUCGGCGCUCUGUGUGUCGCUCAGUCGUGGGCACUGGUGGAAUCCGACGUCAACCUGAACAUGAUGCCGCUGUACCACGUUGGCGGUAUCCUGCGCAACCUUCUGGCUCCUGUCUUCAGCGGUGGUUCAGUCAUCCUGACCAAGGGCUUUGAUCCCUCUGUCUUCUGGGACAUCAUCCAGCAUCCCGAGAACGACUGCAAGCCGACCUGGUACUACGCCGUCCCAACCAUGCACCACGCAAUUCUUCAGGAAGGCCGCUCGCGGGGUAUCGACUAUCCCGUCGGCAUCCGUAUGAUCGCCAAUGCCGGUGGCGGACUGCUCCCGUCCCUGGCGGUUGAGCUUCGCGAGUUCUUUGUUGGCGCUACCGUUCUGCCGUCGUAUGGCAUGACCGAGUGCAUGCCCAUUGCUACCCCGCCACAGGGCUAUGCCCUUGAGCGCCCCGGCACUUCCGGCGUCUCUGUUGGCCCCGAGAUCGCCAUCAUGGACGACAGCCACAACAAGCUGCCUCCCAAAGCCAUCGGUCACAUCAUGGUCCGCGGCCCGCCCGUCUUCCAGGGAUAUGAGAACGAUGCCAAUGCCAAUGCCAGCUCCUUCACUGCCGACGGUUUCUUCAAUACCGGCGAUAUGGGCUACCUCGACGAAGACGGCUAUCUCUACGUCACCGGCCGCUCCAAGGAAGUCAUCAACCGUGGCGGUGAAAUCAUCUCGCCCGUCGAGGUCGAGGACGCUGUGAUCAAGCACGAAAAGGUGCUCGAGACCAUCGCCUUCUCGGUCCCGCACGAUGUUCUCCAGGAAACCAUUGGCGUGGUUAUUGUCUCGACCGAUCCCGAGUGCCGCGUGGAUCUCCCCCAGCUCCAAAACUUUGUGUCCAAGACCCUGCAUCCCUCCAAGUGGCCUCAGCUGAUUGUUUACAUGAACGAGCUCCCAAAGAACCAGAACAACAAGCCCCUCCGCAUCAACCUGGCAAACCGUUUCGGAAUCGCCGAGAUCAACGACAAGAUGGGACCCAAGCAGCGCCUCUACGAUGCCCCUGUCUGUCCCCCUCGCACCGCUGGCAUCAAGACCCCGAUCGAGGCCCAUCCCGUCGUCUGCUCGUCCGAUCGCGCUGUCGAGACCCUGCUCAAGGUCGACGGCGUUAUCGAAGUUGCUUGCAUUGCCAACUCGCGUGACGACUUGGUCAUGUUUGUGUGCCAGGACACCUCCAAGUCCCCUCUUUCCUCCGAGGAGAUCAAGGAGCACCUCUUUGGAUGUAUCCAUGACUAUGACGUCCCCAAGCAGAUCAUCCACUUGCCCAAGCUUAAGAAGAUGGCCGACGGCAAGACCGUUGAUGUCGACGCCCUCCACGCCGAGCUCGACAAGCAAGGCGUGGAUAUGGAGAUGGCUACCCCGGAGGAGCGCUCAGUGUACAACAUCUUCCUGACCGUUCUGGAGCUCGAAAAGAUCAACACCUUGGACGCCGACUUUUUCGAGCUCGGCGGCGGCUCCCUCAAGGCCGGGCGCGUUGUCGGUCUCAUUCGCAAAGAAUACGAUAUCAGUCUCCCUGCGAUGACCCUGUUCGAGCAUCGCACCAUCCGCGCACUUGCUGCUCUGAUCAGCGAGCGUGCCACCACUGCAAUGAGCGUCGACUCGACUGACCCGCUCAUUCGUACCAAAACCACCAAGAAGCAAACAGCCAAUGAGGCAGACGAGCUCCGCGUCAAAUCCGAGUCGUCCACGUGCUUUGUGGCCCUCUUCGUGCAGAUCUUGCCCAUCGCCUUCUUCCGCCCGCUGUACACGGCGGCGCUGUGGCUGACGUUCCUGCACAUCCUGAUCCUUACCGACACGGUCCGUCGCGACGCUCUCCAUAUCGAGACCGCGCCGCUGGUCCGUGUGAUCCAGUUGUUGAUUGCCAUCACCAUUUCCCACACGGUCCUCUGGAUUGUCAUGCCCACCCUCGGCAUCCUCUUCAAGUGGAUUGUCAUUGGCCGAUACAAGGCUGGAAGCUACCCCCUGUGGGGCUCGUACUAUCUGCGCUGGUGGAUUGUCGAUCAGGUGCUGCGCAUCUGUGGCCGCGGCUGCUUCGGCACCAGCUCGAUGACCCUGGUUCUCUAUGCGCGCCUGAUGGGAGCCAAGGUCGGCAAGGAUGUUGCUUUGGACACCUCGACCAACAUUGGCGAGUUUGAUCUCAUCGAUAUCGGCGAUGGCGCCAGCUUUGACACGGCGCGUAUCCGCCCGUUCUUCAUGGAGACGGGCAGAAUGGUCCUCAAGAAAAUCACCAUUGGUGAACACAGUGUUCUGAACAUCAAGUCUGUUGUGGCGGCCGGCCACACCGUCCCGCCCUUCACUGUGUUCCCUCCCCUGAGCUCUUCGUACGAGAUGCAGGACGCCAGCCCGCACUUCCAGACCCUCUGCCGUACUCGCCACCGCGAUCUCAAUGUCAUCUACAAGAUCAUCUUUGGAUGGCCCCUGCUCUUCAUUAUCAAUCUGCUCUCGAUGUUCCCGUGGAUGUGCAUCAUCUACCUGCUUGCCUACGAGAACUUCUUCACAGCCGAAGUCAACCUGGACCUGUUUGGCCAGAUGAUCGACUACUUCUCGCACCCGGCUCGUAUCGGCUUCCACUACUGGGCUUUGGUGAUCCGCGAUACCCUGUGCCCUUUCCUCCACCUCGGCAUCUGUAUCGCGGUCAAGUGGAUCCUCGUCGGCCGCUUCAAGAAUGGCGGCGUCAGCAACUCCCAGUUCAACCUCUUCCGCCACUGGCUCAUGAAGAAGCUCUUCCAGGAUGGCUCGCUCUGUGGCGUCUAUGCGCUCAUCGGCCGCCACUACGAGGCCACCAGCACGAUCUACCGCGCCCUCGGCGCCAAGAUCGGCAAGCGCAUCUACUGGCCCGGAACGCCGCUGUUUUUCUACGAGUUUGAUCUCCUCGAGGUCCAGGACGAUGUGGUCUUUGGAUCGCGCACCCACGUGCUUUGCUCAGACUCGGUGCGCUCGACCGAGAUCAAGAUCGAGGCUGGCUCGAUGAUCGCCGAUCGCUGCGUGCUCCUCCCUGGCACCAUGGUCGGCCGCGGGUGCGUCAUGGGCUCUGGCGCGCUGUCGCAGCGGGAUACCGAGUAUCCUCCAGCAUCCGUCUGGAUCGGCUCGCGCGGCGGCAAGCCCAUUCUCUGGGACGCCGGCGAUCCCAAGCGCAAGCACAUCACCGAUACGACCACGCCCUUCGGAAAGGCUUUCUACAACAGGGAUGCCGAGUUCCGCGUCAUCCCCAUGUGGGCCUGCAUUCUGUACAACAUUGCGUUUGAAGCAAUCCGGACUGUCUACUGGACCACGCCGCUCAUCAUCGCGAUGAUCUCUGCCGACCGCUUCUUUCUCAUGCGGAACCUGGCCGAUACAACCACACAAGUCAUCGCUCACGUCAUCAUCGUGUUUGUUUGCGCCGGUGCCUUCUCGAUCUUUGCCUUCCUGGCCAUGGCCUUUGAGGUCAGUGUCAAGUGGACUCUCUUUGGCCGCCGCAAGCCCGGACGAUACGACUGGGACAAGUCGUCGUACUGCCAGCGCUGGCAGAUCCUGAUUGCUGCGCACUCGCUUCGUGGCGACCUGCUCGAGUACAUCCGCGGCUCCUGGUACAUUGUGCACUACUUCCGGUCCCUGGGCUGUCGCAUCGGCAAGCGCGUCUGUCUCUACCCCACCGGCGGCGACCCGAUGAUGACCGAGCCCGACCUGGUCAAGAUCGGCGACGACGUUGCUAUUGACGUCGCUAGUGUGGUCUGCCACAUCAACAGCCGCGGCCAGUUUUCGCUGAAUCCCUUGGUUAUUGGCAAUGGAUCCGUCCUCCGCGCCGAAUCGCGCCUGCUCUCGGGCGCCGAGAUGGAGCCUGACUCGACUCUGCUUGAGCACACUCUCGUUGUCAGUGGCGAGCUCGUGGAAGGCGGCAGCACCUGGCAGGGCUGGCCCGGCACCGUCGUCGAGCUCGAAUCGAUCAGCGCCUACCCGCCAAGCAAUGCCUCCCAGACUGGCUCUGCCCAGAGCGACAUCACCCUCGUCUCGGAAAACAACUCUGGCUCCGCAGCCAGCCGCACCCAGACGCUUUGGCGCCGCCCUCGUCCCGUCCAGCGCGACAAUGUCCGCAAGACCAACUUUGCUUGGGGCGAAUUCAGCGUUGUGCACCGCACCCUCGGCCGUCUGUCCUCUGCCAACACCCUCAGACGCCGCAAGACGGCCGAGGGAGAGAAGAAGGGACGAGCAACCUCACCGCUCGUGCCUCGCACCACCACCAAGAAGAAGACCGAUCCUCGACUGGCGAUCGACAUCUCGCAGCCCAUGCCUGUGCCGGUCCAGUACUACCAGCCUCCUGUCAAGCGCGUCGAUCCCAACAUCCCGCUGUAA